Messenger RNA from Danaus chrysippus (African queen), 762 nucleotides. NCBI's taxonomy places the organism in Eukaryota, Metazoa, Arthropoda, Insecta, Lepidoptera, Nymphalidae. The record is from the annotation of a GenBank genome assembly.
AUGACAUCAAAACUUGAUGAUUUAUUUGAUAAAAAGAAAGAUGAGGCUCCAAUGCUAGAUUUAUCCAAAGUUACAAUAAAUACUGCUGAAGAAUAUCGUGCCGUUUUGGACAAAGUUCCAGACUUUAAAACAAGGCCGGAAAAGGUACGGCCGGAAGAUGUUAAAAUAAGAGAUAGACCAGAAGAUCGGAAAACUAAAACGCCCAAAAAGGAAAUUCGUGCUUAUGAAAAAUUAGGUACGCGUGGUUAUGAAGAAAAGCACUUUACUUUUAUGGACCCGAUACCCGUGGAAAUGCGAGGAUUGAAGUUUGAAGAACUCUGUGCAGUACCGAUUGAAUGGCGGAUGCUCACGUCAAUUAGACCAAAAUCUAAACUUGAUGAAGAGUAUUUCAACAGAUUAAUAGAACUUGGAAAGUCUGAAUUGAAAACUAAAGCCAGGGAAAAGAGGGAGCACGCGAAAAAUAACAUGAUUAGAAAAACUAAAACUCGCUCGGGUGUUACGGAGACACGCAUCGUAUCGUGUGCAGAGUGCGGGGAAGAGUACUGCAAUGGUAAAAUGUGUUUGAUAACAAACUACGAUAUGUUCGCGAGACUUAAACUAGAAGUUGAAACCAAGACUCGCACUCAAGCACCUCCAGCACAACUAAGCAAAAUACGGCGAGUACGGCGGCGGGUGAGAAGGAAACGUACUAAGAGUGCUGCACCAGCCUUUACACGAAAUACCACAACAAAAUCUGGCGCCAGAAGCGAUACUGAACAUUAA